This is a messenger RNA of Amborella trichopoda, 2510 nucleotides long. The record is from RefSeq and is a predicted model, not a curated record. Lineage: Eukaryota; Viridiplantae; Streptophyta; Magnoliopsida; Amborellales; Amborellaceae.
GCUAUUAUCGAUAUAGAUUGGGUGUGUGUGUGUGUGUGUGUGUGUGAGAGAGAGAGAGAGAGAGAGAGAGGUGAUUUGUUGCCAGCCAUCAAUUCGCUGGGUCCAUUUCAAAGGAAGAGAGAAUCGUCAGAAAGCAGGAAGUCAAUUAGAUGAUUUUUUUCUCAUGAAGAAGUGGGGGUUUUGUGAUCUAUAAUUACCUGGUUGACAUUAAUGGAAUUCUCCAUUAUGGGUUUUGCUGAUAUUCAGUGGCUGAUAUAGAACCAAGCUUCUGAUCAGUGUUUAAUCAGGAACCACUUAUUGAUCAUAUUUUCCUCCUCAUUCUCAACUUAGUCCCGAGCUUAUCAGGAUGAAUUUCGUGGAUUUUUCAAGAAGAAUUCGCUGAUUGUUCUUAUAAGUAAGUUGGGUCUUUCAGGCGUUAUUCGAGUGAAAAUGGAGGAAGAUAUUGCAUCAAUUGUAGAAAUGGAGGAUCAGGAUGUAUCAAAUGAAGCUUAUACUGAUUCCCCAAAAGACCCAACUUCUGGAUCUCUUAGUUCUAAUGGGGAAUCAAUAUGUUCAGACAUGGAAAUCAGUGAAAAUCAGUUUUUGAGGGAAGGCUCUGAGAGAGGUGAGGGGAGUAACGUGGUCUUUUGCAAAGAAUCACACCUUUCCAAGAAAGAACAAUUACAAAAUAACUUCAAAUCAGAGGCUACAACAUUUGAUUUCAGUAAAAAGGAUGGAAAUGGCCAAGACAGAAGGCUCAACAGACAGGAACGAAUAGAACUGGGUCGAAUAUUUCAGGGUGCCAUGAGCUCUCUGGAUUGGGAACGUGCAGAGAGCUUACUUCCAUUAGUGGACACUCAAACUCUUAAUGACUUACUGUGCAUUGCACUGGAUUCUAUCUGGUUUUUGAGCACUGAGCAAGAGAUUCAAGGGGCUUCAGGGUUGAUCGAGAGGAUCAUUUUGAGUGGGGCUUAUGAUUUCACACGUGCAGCUCUUAGAACCUCUUUUCUAGCUUCGUGUGUCUCGGCUUGUCGGAGCCGGACCAUGAACUUGGCUGAUACAGUGACUGUCAUGGCUCAAAGGUUGCGUGAACGUCUUCAAGAAUGUAAUGGUGAUGAAGUCCUUAAGGCUGAAGCAGGAGCCAAAGUUCAAAAGUUCACUGAAUGGGCUUUGAAAUGCAUAGGCUCCCAUUCUCGCAGUCGUGGGGAUAGAGAAGGCGCAGUUCACAACUCUGCCACUGAAAUUCAACUUCAACUUUCAGCAUUUGGGGUAUUUCUUGAUCUUGCCGGUCAUAAUCUUACUGGAAAGGAUUUUAGCGAGGCAUUCGACGCUGCCUGCUUCCCUCUAACUCUAUUUUCUAGUUCUUUUGAUCCGGGCUGGGCAUCAGGGAUUUCAGCAACUGCUAUACGAGGAUUACUCGGGAUGUUGGUGGAGGGGGGUGCUGAUAAUGUCAACCAAUGUUUUCUUGAAGCCUCACGUUUUGGGAGCACAGAGCUUGUGCGCAUUUUGCUUCAGAUCGCCCAACGUAAUAGUUUGGACGUGGAUGUGGAUCUCGCCCUGGGCUUUGCCGCACACUAUGGCAAGAUUGGGACAAUGGAAUGCUUGGUUGAUGAGGGCCAUGCCUCCGCCUUCCUUGGCCCCUUGAUGCGCGCUGCGGAGCGUGGGUGCGCCCCAGUUGUGCAAUGGUUUGUGGGCCGGGGGUGCCGUGACAUGGAGCUAUGCCUCGCGCUCACUGCAGCCGCCUCUGCUGGCCGUGCCCACAUUGCUGCCCUCCUCCUCCCCCUUGUCCCCGGACCCCUCCUCCAAGCACUAAGCACUGAGAUCCUCAAAGCCGCAGGUGCAGCCUCCCUGGAGGGUAUCACCUUCUUGCUCCAAUCCAACUUCCUCGGCUCCCCUGAGGCCACCUACACUGCAUCUGACAUAGUGGCCAAAUGCGAGGAUGAGGGGGUGAAGUCCAAGCUGAAAGAAUUUUUGAUUGAGAAUUGGUCUGAAGAGGCAUUCAUGAAGGGGAGGGAGGAAUCAAGGGACCAUUAUGUCAACGUGAUGAGGGUGGUGUCGAGGGGAGGCUCAGAGUUGAGCAUAGGGGAUUUGCCUGUGGAGCUUAGGGUGGGGAUUGCGUACCUUCCGUUGUAUAGGGAGUGUGUGGCUUGCGGUGGGAAGCUGUUGUCCCAGAGGCUGAGGGGGCAGGUGGUGGAGGCAGUGUGGAGGCUCGGGGCAGGGGAUGUCGCAUCGAUGAGCUCACAGGAUGAGCUGCUCACUGUGUUUGAGCGCCACUUGCCGCCUUUUUUGAUUAGGGCCUCGUAGUGAGUGUCCCUCUCUCGCUCGCUCUCUCUCUGGAGGAGUUGCUUGCCAUCCUUGGGCUUCCCUGCCACCCUUUUUGCUCAAGGGCGACAGUGAUCUCUCUCUCUCUCUCCCUCUCCCUUUCCCAUGACUGUUGCAUUAUAUAUAUAUAUUGUAAAAUUAGCAUCACAGUGAAUUCUCUUAAGUGCACCAUUUAUAGUUUAUAAUCUACAUCUUUUCUUUCAGGGGCC